AUUGGAAAUACCUAAAAUUAGUGGACGAAAAUGUAAAAAGGAGAAUAAUAGUCAUUUUGCAAACACAAAUUACAUAAGGAUAAAGAGACUCAACGGUGAAUUUGGAGCAUGGCGGAGCUACUGGAAGCAGCCAUCUCCAUUUCAAUGACGUCGCAUGUGCAAAUUACUAAAAACCCACAUUUUCAAAGCUCUCGCCUUUAUCAGAAGCCCUCAAAAGCUUGUCGUCAGCCUCUGUUCAGCUCGCUUUCAAAUUCAAGAACCCUAAAGCAAAAAUCUUCGAAGCCCUUCAAACGCCUCUUUUCAGCAACGUACCGUGAUCAAUCGCCUCUGUCUGACGAAAACCCAUUGCCUCCACUGUCGAAAAACGAACCUUUGAGUGUCGAAAGUAGUAGUAAUUGCUGUAAUCAGACAUCGAAAAGCAAGAGGGUGUUUUUCUUGGAUGUGAAUCCGUUGUGUUACAAAGGGAGCACACGGAGUUUGCACUCUUUUGCUCAUUGGAUUUCACUUUUCUUUUCCGAUGUCAGCCUAAAUGACCCCGUCAUAGCUGUUCUUGAUGGGGAUAGAUGUAAUGACUUCAGAAGGCAACUGCUACCAUCAUAUAAAGCCAAUAGAAGGAAAGUACUAAACAAACUACCUGGCGUGGAGAGAUUUUCAAGAGGUUCUUUUGGAAGAUCACAUAAACUUGUCGUUGAUGUUCUCCGGAAAUGUAAUGUGCCAGUUGUCAAGAUUGAAGGUCAUGAAGCUGAUGAUGUCAUUGCGACACUCGUACAUCAAGCUUUAGUGAGGGGAUAUCGAGCUGUAAUUGCUUCACCAGACAAAGAUUUCAAGCAGCUUAUAUCAGAAGAUGUACAAAUUGUUGCACCUAUAUCAGAAUUGAAUAGAUGGUCCUUUUACACACUGAAGCACUACAUAGCUCAGUACAAUUGCCACCCUCAAUCCGAUCUCAGCUUAAGAUGCAUUAUGGGUGAUGAAAUUGAUGGUGUUCCUGGAAUACAGCAUCUUGUUCCUGGUUUUGGUCGAAAAACGGCUGUAAAGUUAUUGUCCAAACACGGGUGUUUGGAGAAUUUACUUGCUGCUGCCAGCGUGAGAACUGUCGGCAAACAAUAUGCACAAGAAGCCCUUACGAAAUAUGCUGAUUUUCUGCGUAGGAAUUAUGAAGUUCUUUCAUUGAAGUGGGAUGUCGAUAUCCAGAUUGAGGAUCAAUGGCUGUCCAGGAGAGAUGAACAGAAUGACUCUGUAAUCUUAUCCAGUUUUGUGGACUUUUUGAAUAAAACCACGGACCUCAAUAGGCAAAAUCGAUCCAUUUCAAAUGGCCUGAAAGUUGUGACAUAGUCGAGCUUUAUUGGCUGCUUUUCCCAUAUUUCUCAAAGCAAAGAUUACUCGCUGGUGAAAAUGGUGUAAUAGUCAAGAACAAUGCAGUGGUGAUGGAAUUAGAAACAUGCAGGCAAGCUUCAUUGUUUCGAUUAUGUCAAUGAAUUUUGAAGUUUCCUUUCCCUGCAACUGAAAUUGAAAUGAUUUUUUCGGCUUUGUUGUUGUUGCAACGGAAGAUUUUAGAAAAAUACUGCAUUAGAGGAGGUUUUUGUUGCCGACUCUUGAAAGUUUUCAUGCAUAUGUAAAGAUUUUUUCAUGCAUAUGUAAGGUUGUAACCAUGUCAUUGUUUUUUAAUACCAUCUAUAUAUAUAUAAUAAG
Molecule: messenger RNA, 1689 nt
Organism: Striga asiatica
Lineage: Eukaryota; Viridiplantae; Streptophyta; Magnoliopsida; Lamiales; Orobanchaceae
Source: the annotation of a GenBank genome assembly